Lasiodiplodia theobromae is the source of this 546-nucleotide messenger RNA. RefSeq names its product Cell wall protein. The transcript is spliced from 2 exons. The record is from RefSeq and is a predicted model, not a curated record. Bases 1 to 546 code for a protein of 181 amino acids. Lineage: Eukaryota; Fungi; Ascomycota; Dothideomycetes; Botryosphaeriales; Botryosphaeriaceae.
AUGAAGACCUCCGCUGUCGUCGCUUCCGUUCUCGCCGUGGCUGGCUCCGCUGCUGCCGCCGCCACUCCCUUCCGCUUGCUGGCUCUUUCGAAGGGUGCCUCUUUCGACGGCGAAUUCGUCCGCGGCACCAAGGGCAGGUUCCUGCUUGGUGCCAAGCAGACCAACACCACCUGCGGCACCAACACCGCUCCCACCUUUGUCAACACCAACGGCACCAUCACGACUUACGGAAACGGCAUGGUCGCCGACCAGAUGGUCUACAUCGACAACGCCGGCGCUGCGGGCGGCAUCCUCUCGUACAAGAACUACCCGUACAACCUCACGGCCGACGACUCGAUCAUCGGCUUCUCCCAGAGCACCACCGACGACGUCCAGCACCUGCUCUACAAGACGUCGACUUGGCUGGCGUGCCCCAGCGAGGAGGACAAGGUCUACAGCGUCUACUCCGAGGCCGCCUACGCCAAGGAGACGGGCAAGCAGGAGUGCAUCCCCUUCGAGAUUGCCACCCAGGAGACCGAGAAGCCCCAGAUCUGCCAGAUGACCUAA